This is a messenger RNA of Galeopterus variegatus (Sunda flying lemur), 438 nucleotides long. RefSeq names its product probable inactive ribonuclease-like protein 12. The record is from RefSeq and is a predicted model, not a curated record. NCBI's taxonomy places the organism in Eukaryota, Metazoa, Chordata, Mammalia, Dermoptera, Cynocephalidae. The coding region runs from base 1 to 438 and encodes 145 amino acids. Gene Ontology annotation, molecular function: nucleic acid binding. The transcript has a single exon.
AUGAUACUAAUGGUGACAAUUUUUAUGGUGCUUCUGUUCUGGGAAAAUGAGCUCAGUGAUGAAGUGACGAUGUUAACCUUAGAGCACUUGCACGUGGACUACCCCCGGAACGACGCUUCUGUAAGGUACUGCAACUUCAUGAUCACACAAAGAGUCAUCAAAGACCCUGACCACACGUGCAAAAAGGAGCAUGUCUUCAUCCACGAGAGGCCUCGAAAAAUUAAUAGUAUUUGCACUUCUCCCAAGAAAGUGGCUUGCCAAAACCAUUCCACCAUUUUCUGCUUCCAGAGCGAGACAAAAUUCAAAAUGACAGUCUGUCAGCUCAUUGAAGGCACCAGAUAUCCCGCCUGCAGGUACCACAUUUCCCCCACGGAGGGGUUUGUUCUUGUCACUUGUGAUGACUUUGGACCAGUUCAUUUCCAGGGAUAUGUUGACUAA